CCAAAAUUCCAAGCGAUUAAUGCAGUGAUUCAGAUCAGAUUCAUUUCUGUCGCACCACCUAUCCUUGUGUUCCUCUCGAAAAGUCCUGUUUGCGAGCACUAUGAUCUCAGCUCAUUGGAGUUCAUAAUGAGUGGAGCUGCACCAGCCGGAAAAGAUUUGUGUGAGGAAGUGCACGAAAGACAUCCAAAUGUUAAGUUCAUCCAACAAGCGUACGGCAUGUCGGAGGCGACGAUGACCAGCCAUCUACCCGACACGAUUCUUGGUCAGCCUUUUGGAAGUAUUGUCGAUCCUGAGACGGGCAAAGAGCGAAGCGGCGGCGAAAUUGGCGAAGUGUGCAUCAGGGGACCAACAGUGAUGCUCGGCUAUUUUCAUAACAACGAAGCCACAGAGCAUUGCAUAAUUGAUGGAUGGCUGCACACUGGCGAUCUCGGUUACGUGGACGACAAGAACUACCUUUUCGUAGUGGAUCGACUCAAGGAGCUCAUCAAAGUGAAGGGAUUUCAGAUUCGGGAUGCAGCUGUGAUUGCAGUUCCUCAUGAUGAGAAAGGAGAGGUUCCAAAAGCAUACGUCGUCAAGUUUCUUCAUACAAACAUCUGGAAGGAGGAGUUGAGUUUAUGGAAGCUAUUCCAAAAUCACCAACAGGCAAAAUACUCAGGCGAGUACUACGGGAUCGGACUAAAUCGAGAUCUCAGUGAAAUGAUCGAACUAUUCAUCACUGAGAUAAAUUUCAAGUUUCAGUCUAUUGCACCAAUAAAUGUGAAGAUUCGAUUUGUAGUUGUAUUUCUGUAG
Molecule: messenger RNA, 789 nt
Organism: Ostertagia ostertagi
Lineage: Eukaryota; Metazoa; Nematoda; Chromadorea; Rhabditida; Trichostrongylidae
Source: the annotation of a GenBank genome assembly